AAAGGGGGUGCUUUGCCCAUACAUAGAGAGAGAAGUCUUUUUUAUUGCUUCUAGAACGGAACACCUGUAAAGGCCUUCAAAAUGGCGACUUUUAUGCCAUGGCAAAGUUUUAAGAGUGAGAAAGAGUGGAUGCCAUUAAAAUGAAGAACAGCUCCUAUUUUAAGCGCACCCACUUGUACUACACGGCCUGUACUACCGUCAAAACCAGUAAAUUAUCAGUAGUACAAAGCACACGACAAAUGUAAACACAGUUCUUACUACUAAUAAAAACCCAUGAAUUAUUCACCUCUGUGGUGAAUGAAGAAUCCAUUCAGGGUUAGAGCAAGAAUGGGAUCAACAGACCUUGCUGCCAUGGACGUUGAGGAAGAGUUGCAGGUGCAGGAGCAAGAGUGUAGAAAGAUACCACCAUGGACUAAGCAGAUCACUGCGAGGGGACUGGUCGCGAGCAUCAUCAUUGGAGUUAUGUACAGCAUGAUUGUUAUGAAGCUCAACCUCACCACUGGUCUUGUCCCCUCGCUCAACAUCUCGGCGGCUUUGCUUGCUUUCGUGUUCUUGAAAAGUUGGACAAAGCUCCUUCACAAAGCAGGGGUGGUCUCUGCUCCCUUCACAAGACAGGAGAACUGUGUUGUUCAGACUUGUGCUGUUGCUUGUUACAGUAUUGCUGUUGGAGGGGGAUUUGGAUCCUACCUUUUGGGAUUAAAUAAGAAGACGUAUGAACGCGCUGGAGUCGAUACCGAAGGGAACACCCCUGGAAGCUACAAAGAGCCGGGGAUCGCUUGGAUGACUGGUUUUCUUUUCAUUGUUUGUUUUGUUGGGCUCUUGGCUCUGGUUCCUCUCAGAAAGAUUAUGAUUAUAGAUUACAAAUUGACAUAUCCAUCUGGCACUGCAACGGCUGUUCUCAUCAAUGGUUUCCACACACCUCAGGGAGAUAAAAUGGCUAAAAAGCAGGUCCAAGGAUUUGCAAAAUUCUUCACAGUCAGUUUCUUGUGGGGCUUUUUUCAGUGGUUUUACUCUGGAGGGGAUGGAUGUGGGUUUUCUCAGUUUCCCACGUUUGGUUUGAAGGCUUGGAAGCAAACGUUUUACUUCGAUUUCAGCAUGACAUAUAUAGGGGCUGGGAUGAUAUGUUCCCAUUUGGUGAAUCUCUCUCUACUUCUUGGCUCAGUGAUAUCUUGGGGUAUAGUGUGGCCUCUCAUCAGAGAACAGAAGGGGGUUUGGUACUCUGAAAAGUUACCAGAGAGCAGCAUGAAAAGCCUUCAAGGUUACAAGGUAUUUGUCACCAUUGCUCUGAUCCUAGGAGAUGGGCUGUACAAUUUUGCGAAGGUCAUGGCUUUCACUAUUAGAAACUUCCAAGCUCAAAUGAAACACAAAAACAUCAAUACAGAAGCAAACCUGUCCAUCUCUUCCCAAGGAAGGGCCCCAGUGACAGACGGACAUCUCCUAGCCUGUGACAAGCUCCACCAUGAUGAGGCAUUCGUUCGUGAUCGCAUCCCCAUGUGGGUAGCUUGCUCUGGCUACACCCUCUUCUCCCUCGUAUCGAUCCUGUCAAUCCCACGCAUGUUCCCCGAAAUGCGAUGGUACUAUGUCCUCACUGCCUAUAUAUUUGCCCCGGCCUUGGGCUUUUGCAAUGCAUAUGGAGCGGGGCUCACCGAUAUGAACAUGGCCUACAACUAUGGCAAAGUGGCCCUCUUUGUUUUGGCAGCUUGGUCUGGUAGUUCAGGUGGUGGGGUGGUGGCUGGUCUUGUUGGGUGUGGGCUCGUAAAAUCGAUUGUGUCCAUCUCAGCUGACCUUAUGCAAGACUUUAAGUCAGCACAUUUAACCCUGACUUCACCUAGGUCUAUGGUCAUGAGCCAAGCAAUUGGAACCGCAAUUGGAUGUGUAACGGCUCCCUUGAGCUUUUGGUUGUUCUACAAGGCGUUUGAUAUUGGGAACCCUGAUGGGGAGUUUAAGGCACCUUAUGCGCUUAUAUAUCGCAAUAUGGCCAUAUUAGGUGUAGAGGGCUUCUCGGCUUUGCCUUUGCACUGCUUGCAACUAUGUUACGGGUUUUUUGCAUUCGCAAUGUUGGUGAAUUUGGUCAAGGAUUUGGUGCCUGAGAGGUUCGGGAGUUGGGUACCACUACCUAUGGCUAUGGCCGUGCCUUUCUUGGUGGGGGCUUAUUUUACGAUCGAUAUGUGUGUUGGGACUUUGAUUGUUUUUGUUUGGAGGAAAAUUGAUGAGAAAAGGGCUGAGCUGAUGGUACCUGCUGUCGCCUCGGGUUUGAUAUGCGGAGAGGGGCUCUGGAUAUUGCCUUCAUCCAUAUUGGCCUUGGCCAAGGUACAGCCCCCAAUGUGUAUGAGAUUUUUGCCUACCAUUAAGUUUAUGUGAUUCACAACAUUAAGUUUUGGAUUUGAAUCAUAAAUUCAGCUGAAAUAAAAUGUUGGGCCAUACUUUAAAGACCAAAGAUUCUAGAGGAUGCAUAAAUGUAGGCAUUCAUGGAUGUAUUAUUUAUUAGAUGGAUGGGGGAAGGAUACCGUGGUUCAGUUACAAGAGGCGAGACCUAGGUAGCUGAGGAUACAGGCUUCUAAUGGCAAUCAUGCCAUCAUCAGGUUAAGAAUUUUGGGUAUAGUAAAAAGAAUGACUGGUGUACAUGGUAUCAACAAAGUGGCCUACGGAAGCUUAGGCCUUUCAGCCAUGAAGUAAUGCUAGGAUUGUCUGAGUCCAUGGAUCAAGAGUUUUGCAUUUUGUAUUUUUGGGAAUGCUUGUGGAACAAAUACAAUAUUUUGUCAAUCUCAACACAUUGUAAGGUGAGGCACAACAAGUGGCCUGCCUCAUUACCAUAAGGUCUAGGGUUUGUUUACAACAAGUGGCCUGCCUCAUUACCAUAAGGUCUAGGGUUUGUUUAGAACUUUAUUUGCUUCAAAUGCAAUUAUACUGGCUCUUUUUAUGGUCCAAUCUCUCUCUCUCUCUCUGAAGAGAGCAGAACUUGGCUAAUUUUACAUAAAACGGUACACAGCGUUUUGAGUUUU
This is a messenger RNA of Amborella trichopoda, 3002 nucleotides long. Its product is annotated as metal-nicotianamine transporter YSL3. Lineage: Eukaryota; Viridiplantae; Streptophyta; Magnoliopsida; Amborellales; Amborellaceae. The record is from RefSeq and is a predicted model, not a curated record. Gene Ontology annotation, biological process: response to iron ion; seed development. Gene Ontology annotation, cellular component: plasma membrane. Gene Ontology annotation, molecular function: oligopeptide transmembrane transporter activity; iron-nicotianamine transmembrane transporter activity.